UUCUCUGUUGUAAAUACACGGUUGUUUUGAGAGCAUGUUGGAUACAGCAGCACAGAGGAAACACCGUGAGGAAACAUGACGGUGCAAAAAAGAGACAGCGACACAAAGGGAGCUGCCACAACAGGCAACAGACAGGAGGGCCCUGGUGGAGUGUGGGACUCUGUGAAGAAAGCUGCGGUUGUCAUCGGAUCUGGAAUCUUAUUCUUGGCUGCAUUCGGCAACUCGCUGACAUGGCAUCUUCAGAAAUUCUGGGGAGCUUCAGGAGAUUUCUGGCAGAACUUGUGGACGAAGCUGCAUGUUUCGUUUGAGGGUCAUGAUACUACUCUGUUCUACCUGGGGACAAUGUUGGUCCCCACUCUGGUGUUCUGGGGGACGAAUGCUCUGCUGCUGUUGGUAGACACCACUGGUAAACCCUCCUUCAUUACCCGCUACCGUAUCCAGAUGGACAGGAAUAACCCGGUGGAUCCAGUUAAAGUUGCCCAUGUGAUGAAGACAGUCAUCUUCAACUACGUGUUUAUCUCGGGGCCCAUGGUUGUGGCCGCUCACUACCUGAUGAACUUGAGAGGAAACCCCUGUGGACCCGAGCUGCCCACCUUCCACUGGGCCCUGAUGGAGAUGUCUUUCUUUGCCAUCUUGGAGGAAAUUAUGUUUUACUACUCACACAGGCUGUUCCACCAACCCGGCCUCUACAAGCAGUACCACAAACAGCACCAUGAGUGGACCGCUCCCAUUGGAAUCGUCUGCAUCUAUGCUCAUCCUCUGGAACAUAUGAUCUCCAACAUGCUGCCAGUGGCAAUUGGGCCGGUGAUCCUGGGUUCCCAUCUGUCCACCACCUGCCUGUGGUACUGCCUGGCUCUGGUCAGCACCACCAUCUCCCACUGUGGAUACCACCUCCCCUUCCUGCCCUCUCCCGAGUUCCACGACUUCCACCACCUCAGGUUCAACCAGUGUUUCGGGGUCCUCGGCGUGUUGGAUCGGCUCCACGGCACCGACGCCAAAUUUAGGCAGACCAAGCACUAUGAGCGCCACAUCCUGCUCACCAGCCUCACUCCUCUGAACGAGAGCAACCCUGACACACCCAAGAAGGGCCUUUGAUGGCCUGUGACUCCCCCUGAACCUCAGGCCUUGCCAAGUUUAGAAUCAUGAUAUGAGAAGAUUCCCAAUCUUACAUGACUAUUGCUUUUUUUAAUCCAGAAAACCUGUUGAUCAGUUUCAGAUCAUGAAUGUCUGCUGCUACUCUGGGCCAAUUUAUUUUUCCUAGUAAAAAUGUUGCACUUUAUUGCAAGAAGAUCCUUGAUAAGGUAGAUGUAAGAAUUUGGUGGUUAAUGAGUGUGAAAACUAAUCACUGUUAUACUCCGUUUUCCAAAACAUGAGCGUCCAGCUUGUUUCAGGUUUGUUUUCUGGUGCUAAUUCAGAUGACAUUUUUACUUGUAUUGUCACCACCUUGUUAACCUAAUUACGUGUUCUUACUUUUCUUCAUGAGCUUUAAUAUUAGCAGAGUCCAUUAUAAUUACAUGCACAUUAAUCUUAAAUCAACGAUUCAUUCUUAUAAGUACAUUUUAUAUUUUGUUUAGUAACAGCACUUCCAGCUCACCAGUCCAGACUCUUUUGAUGCAUUUACUUGCUGCUCAGACAGAACAUAUAUUUCCGUUGCAUCAAAACAUAUCCUUGGAUGUAAAAUGUGUCUUUAUGUAUUACAGGAGGCCUCAGUAAUAAUUGUAUAAGACAUGAAUCCUGGUGAAGAGAUUUUCUACUGUGAUGAUACAAUGUUGAUAUUUCAACUGGACUGUUUAAUAUUAAAGAAUUAUUGUCAACAUCAA
Molecule: messenger RNA, 1820 nt
Organism: Sander lucioperca (pikeperch)
Lineage: Eukaryota; Metazoa; Chordata; Actinopteri; Perciformes; Percidae
Gene: faxdc2
Product: fatty acid hydroxylase domain containing 2
Exons: 9
Coding region: 76-1095 (339 amino acids)
Biological process (GO): sterol biosynthetic process
Molecular function (GO): iron ion binding; C-4 methylsterol oxidase activity
Source: RefSeq, a predicted model, not a curated record